Messenger RNA from Cherax quadricarinatus, 4947 nucleotides. Lineage: Eukaryota; Metazoa; Arthropoda; Malacostraca; Decapoda; Parastacidae. The record is from RefSeq and is a predicted model, not a curated record.
GGGCUCUUGAUCCCGGGAACUGGAGUAUGGAGGUCUUCCACUUCCUGGGAUCAAACCUCACUCCCAUUUACCCCUUCCCCUGGCGUUAUUUGGCCUCCCCUGUGGGUUUAGCGCUCUCCCGGUGUUUAAAAUGUUAUACAUAUUACAUUUACGACCCCAGUGGAAACACGUCACUGACAUUUGACUUGCCCAGCACAGUCACAAUGACCAGCCAGGACACACCAGAGGUCGUGUACGUUGCUGACCUGCAACUUAUUAAGUCUUACGAUGAAGUGCCGUUUCUGAAACACAGGGCAAGUUUAACUCAUCAUCUCAUCGCUGCCUAUGGGCUCCUCAGCAAAAUGAAAAUAGUGCCAUCUAAACCAGCAACAGAAGAAGAUCUUCGAGGUUUUCACUCAGAAGAGUUUGUUGAAUUCCUCAAAGUGGCAAAACCUGAUGAUCAAGUGAUAGAGGAUGAAUUUGGUCUCGGAUUUGAUUGCCCAAUUAUCAACAACCUGUGGACAAUAGUCUGUCAAGUGACCGGUGCAUCUUUGACGGCCGCUUGUGCUCUUACAUCAUCCAAAGCAAAAAUUGCCAUUAAUUGGUGUGGUGGCUGGCAUCAUGCUCAGAGAGAUUCUGCCUCUGGAUUUUGUUAUGUGAAUGACAUCGUUUUAGCUAUGCGACACCUGCGUACCAAGUUUGACAAGAUCUUGUAUAUUGAUUUGGACAUCCAUCAUGGAGAUGGUGUGGAGAAUGCUUUUCUCUUCAGCCCAAAGGUGGUAACUCUGUCAUUUCAUCAGUUGGAAGCCGGCUUUUUCCCUGGCACUGGUCAACAGAAGGAUGUGGGUCUAGGAAAAGGCAGAUACUACACCUAUAAUGUUCCCUACAAAGCUGGGAUAAAUAAUGACCAGUUUGUAUACUUGGUUGAAAGCAUUCUGUACAACUUGUGUGAGGUAUACAUGCCAAAUGCUGUGGUAUGCCAGUGUGGAGGUGAUGCUGUCAUUGGAGAUCCUCUGGGGGGAGGCAAUUUAACACCUGAAGCAUUCAGAGUGUGUGUACGGCAUGUCUUGAACCUCAACAAACCCACUCUCUUUCUUGGUGGAGGAGGUUAUAAUGUGGCCAACACAGCCAGACUAUGGACAGCUGUCACUUCUACCAUUCUUGAUACUGCACUUAAUACUGAAAUUCCAGAACAUCAGUUUUUUCCAAUGUAUGGGCCAAGUUUCGAGUUGGAAAUAUCAGCAGGACUUCGAAAAAGUGAAAAUACUCAGAAGUCUCUAGAUGAGACAGUUCAGAUUGCUAAUGUUGCAGAUAUGCUGCUACUGUGGCUAUCAGUUCUGAGUGUAUUAGACCUGUCAUCAGCAGAAUAUGUGGACUCCAGCCCUGCCAUACUUGAUGAUGAUAGUACUCUUACUCAACAAAGUCAUGGUCCCCUUUAUCACAAACAUUCCUACUUCACUGAUGGCAGCAUGAGUGAUAUCCAUCCUGACAGCCACUUCACUGAUGGCAGCAUGAGUGAUAUCCAUCCUGACAGCCACUUCACUGAUGGCAGCAUGAGUGAUAUCCAUCCUGACAGCCACUUCACUGAUGGCAGCAUGAGUGAUAUCCAUCCUGACAGCCACUUCACUGAUGGCAGCAUGAGUGAUAUCCAUCCUGACAGCCACUUCACUGAUGGCAGCAUGAGUGAUAUCCAUCCUGACAGCCACUUCACUGAUGGCAGCAUGAGUGAUAUCCAUCCUGACAGCCACUUCUCUGAUGGCAGCACGAGAAAUACCCAUCCUGACAGCCACUUCUCUGAUGGCAGCAUGAGUGAUAUCCAUCCUGACAGCCACUUCUCUGAUGGCAGCACGAGAAAUACCCAUCCUGACAGCCACUUCUCUGAUGGCAGCACGAGAAAUACCCAUCCUGACAGCCACUUCUCUGAAAGCAUCACCAUGAGUAAUAUCCAUUCCGACAGCUGCAGCAGCGAGAAGAAUUAUGGUAAGCAGCCAGAUAGAGAUUGUGAUACAAUUGAAGCAUCUCAGCAUCCUGGGGUUACUACUGCCCAUGAAGGACUCACCAUGGCUGGCAAGCAAGUCUUACAUGACGUACAAGAGGAAUGGCCAUUGAACGAUAAAUAUGGAACGGAUUCUACGAAAAACACAAAUGAAAUCUACAGUAAUAACCAGCCAUUGCUGAUACAAGAUGAGAAUGCUGCAGAGGAUGCUGGUGAUAUUACACUGAAAGAUAAGGAUGGGACUACUAGGGAAGCAAAAGAGAGAAAAGAUUCCCUCAGGACUCUACAUCAAGAAGGAGAAUUCGAAGAUUUCAUUGAAAAGGGGCCUGUUGUAAUAGUGUACUUCUAUAAAUAUGGUGGAUCAGAGGCACUGGCAAAGUUUUUAUCAGAGUUCAACAAGUCAGCAGAGGACCUGUUGCAGUACCAAGUGCUGUUGGCUGUGGUGGACUGUGCCAAGUACAAUGUAGCUGCUUAUUGUAUGCCAGAAAAAGUAAACCGGUUUGCAUAUGGCUUUAGGAAUGGCCUGGAGAAGAUUGCCUUCCCACUGGACACUCUCUUCAACAAUAAUGCCAUUGUGGCCUCUGCCCUCCACUUGGCCUUGAUCAGUGCUGUGCCUAUCCUGCAAACAGCAGGGGAGAGAAGGGACCUGGAGGCUCGAUGUCGUGGUCGUUGUGACAUUAUCUUCUCCUUCCUGCAUACCCUGGGCACCUUUGAACAUCGAAUGUUUUUGGAAGUGGCCCAUGCUCAUCAGGAUAAAUUCGUCUUUGCCAUUACCACCUAUGCUGCUGGCACCUUCGGUCUUGCCAAUCCACAUCCAAAUGAGGAGCGAGAAUACUCCAUGUGGGUUGUGCACUGUGCAGAUAAGGCAGCCAACGAGGAGUGCGUGGUGAGCCACUACCGUCGCAAGUUGGUCUUGCCACAACUGCUACAGUUUAUCCAUGCUCUUCAGCUUCCCAUUUGGCAUGAACUUUCAGUGUCGCCAACUACCUCAGAAGUGGUGACACCUUACGAUGGUACAGGGUUGCCUUGGGUAAUACUGCUGUACGAUGUGUCAUCUCGCAGCCGGGUGAGGAAUCUUGCUCCUCGCCUGGCUCAGCUGCUCCAUGGAUCUGUUGCCACGAUCACUGUCAAUUUGGAUGAAGCUAGUGAUGCCGCCCUUGCCAAGCUGGGCUUGACUAGACACACCAUCUGCGCCACAUCUUUGUUUCACUUAAAGCCAGGACAUCCAAGUGCAUCAUUGCUCAAUGAUUAUGACAAUGCACUAGAGUGGGUAAAUGAGCAACUGACAGCCAUGUUGCAGCACUUGGCACUCACCAAGGAAGAGCAAGGCUACCUGCCUGUCCCAGCACUGGAGGAAUUACAGCAGGAUGAUGAGGUGGUACUGGCAAUGGUGAAGGAGGACACCUUGACCAGUGUGCCUGUCCUAGCUGGACCUGGACCCUACACCUCAGCUCUUGAGUCCAACACACUCUCAGUCAUUGCCUUUUACCUUUCUUGGGAUCCUAUGAGCAACGCACUUCUGCAACACAUGAACGCUAUUGUUGCAAAACUUCGGGAAUAUGGCAGCCAGUCCUCAUUGCAUCGUGUCAAUUGCUUUGAUUGGCCAUAUCUCUGUAACUCAUUGGGAAUUGUGACUUAUCCUGUUCUUCGACUCCACCCUAAAGGAAGACCUAAUAUGACGUACGAUGGACCUAUCCAUGGGGAUUCCAUUCUGAAGACCAUACUACUGACUGAAAGAGCCACACCUACCGAGUUGAUCAACAAUGGGGACUUGGAACAGUUGAUGACUCUCAGUGAGGACCUUCACCCAGCCUGCAAAGUUGUCUCUUCUGCUACUGUAGGAAUAUUCCCUUCAGCUAAAGACGCAGUAGCCUUUAACGAAGCUUGUCGUGUUCUGGGAGGCAACCAUCUCCUGGGUCGACACAUUUCUCCUCGUGCUGUUGAUGCCUUAUGUAAGACAGAUGAAGGAUGUGUGGUGGUAACCAAGCCUGGCGACUGUUUUCAAUCCAGAAAAAUGCUUGAUAAAGAGCUUGACAACUCUGGUGCCAUUAUAAACUUUGUCUCUCAUGCCUCACUCCCAGUGCUGGCUCCGCUGGAUCCUGAGCGAUAUUCAGCUUUACAAGUAGGAGUCAGUGAGGACGAUGAACACUCACCUGUGUCCGACCAACACCUCGUCAUACUGUUCUUACCAUCCAAUUCCACGGUGUCAGAAUCAAGAGGGAAGGCAUUGGAUGCAAGAAGAUACUCUUCUCAAGGCCAGCAAAGCAAAGGACAACAUUGUACUCUAGAUAUAAAUGCUGAUCACUUGAGUAACUAUGAUAGCAUGUGGAGUACACUGGGACAUUUAGCAGCAGAAUUAUCAGAACCGGGAUUUAUAUUUUCUUGGUUAUUCUGUGACGACCCUCUGGCAGACAGCUUACUGCCAGUCUAUGGGUUGUCUCCUGUAGUAAGAUCUCUGGUGGCUGUGAGUCAGAGGAUGGGCACAGUGUACACUUUUAUGGACACAGACACCUCAAAGGCCACUAUCAGAGACUGGCUUAAAAGGCUUCGGGCUGGACACCUCCAGCCUUCCAUUGAACUGCCAAAAAAAGAGUGGAAGCCUCGUGUACCAGGGUUUGACUACCUCAAGUUUAUGAUUGAAGACCAAGAUCGUGACUCCGAAGACCACCUCAUACUUGAGAUGGAAGCUGACCUUACUGCUCACCAUCAAGGUGAGAGCAGUAACAACAAGAAAUAGCUUCACGAGGACCUCUGAAUUCCAUAUGAGUUUGUUCUCACAUCCUUGAUGACCUCCUGUCAACAUAGAACUCUGCAGUCUUCCAGAACUACCAUCACCACCAAGAAAGCCUCCAUAAUCUGCUGCAGCAGCAAAGCUCCGUCAGAAAUAGAUAUCACUGAUCUGCAUUUAUUCUGAAAACUCCAUGAGUGACCUCUGUAGCAGAAGUUUCAUAAAUAAAAAGUAUAAACUGUAA